Molecule: messenger RNA, 1437 nt
Organism: Rhizophagus irregularis DAOM 181602=DAOM 197198
Lineage: Eukaryota; Fungi; Glomeromycota; Glomeromycetes; Glomerales; Glomeraceae
Molecular function (GO): GTP binding
Source: RefSeq, a predicted model, not a curated record
AUGACAGACAUUCAAGAAAAAACAAUACUUCUUAUUGGCACUACAGGUAGUGGUAAGUCUACCUUAGGUAAUGUGUUAAUUAACAAGAAUGGUAACUUUGAAGAAGUAUUUGCAGAAGGCGAAUAUAGUGUUAGUGAGACAAGGAAUAUUAAAUCUGAAAGAGUGGAAAUAGAGGGAAUUAAUUACAGAUUAAUUGAUACUCCAGGGUUUGGGGAUACAUCCCUUGAAGUUAUUAAAAUUCCUCCUACUUUAGGAGAAUUGAACGAAUACAUUCAGCUUGGAGUAGAUUAUGUUUUUUUUGUGGUCAAUAAAAAGUUUGAUAACAAAAAUUUAGACAUUUUUAAAUAUUUGAAAGAAAUUUUUUUUGAUGAUGAUGUAGUUAAGUAUAUCACGAUUAUUUUUACUCAUUUCCCUAAGUUCAAAGUAAAAGGAAUAUGUGAGAAAGGCAUAGAAAUAUUGAGAAAUGAAAGUGAAUCAAUUGCCGACAUAAUAAAUAAUGUUAAUAUUAUAUAUGUAAAUAACGCUACUAUUCUUGACGAUAACGAUGUCUCUAAUAAAAAUGCUAGAGAAGAUUCCAGAAAAAAAAUUCUGGAUCAUUUAAAGUUAUUUCAAAAUGAAGAAAAGUGCAAACCUAGAUUGGGUGAUUUACAUGAAAGAAUUAAAAAAUUGAAUGAAACAGUUUUAACACAGAAGAAAGAACAACUUAACGAAACUGGUGAAUGGGUAGAGAGGUUAAGGAUUUUCAUUGAAUGGAGAAAAAGUAUGAAAGAAGUAAUAAUGAGUUAUAUGACAACUUGGUCCUUUCAUGUUAAAAAUUGUGAGAUUUCGGCAGGACGCGGAAGACAUAUUAAUAUAGUAGGAAAAGGUUUUAGUGGUGUUAAAAAGCCACUAGGUCUUGCAAUAAGUGUUGCUGGUAACGCGGUUGAAUUUGGUUGUGAAUUUAUUGAAGUUGCUGUAGAACAUAUAUACUAUCAUAAGAUUUCAAAUAGGAUCAAAGAAGAUAAAGAAAAAAGGUCGAUGCUUUUAAGAAAAGAAUUAAGUAAUCAAAUUAAAGAUCAUGAAAUUUUAAACAGAGAUUCAACUGAGAUAAGAGAAAAUUUAACUUGGCUUCAUGAUAUAAGAGAUACAUUUGAAAAACUGUGUGUGUUAGUUGAGGAACGAAGGACUAAUUAUGGUGAAAAUUCUGAGUCUAAUGAAACAAGUGGAAUUAAUGUGACUGAUCAAGAUGAGUCAGUUGAAGUGAAAAACUACUUUUAUACAAUAAUAAAUAAACAAAAAAAAUUGUUUCGUGAUAAAUUGCGGGAGGAUGAUAAACUUCUAGAAAUAGAGCAAAAAGAACUCCAAGAGAAAUAUAACAUCAAAGAAUAUGAAGUAAAGGAACUUGAGGCAAAAUUAGAGAAAGAAAAUUUAACUUUUUUCUCAAAGGCUCAAAUCUAA